AGGCACAGAGGAGGGGGAGCCAGAAAGAGGGGGUUGCUGAACGUAUUUCCGCUCUGGCGGACAAAUAAUACCGGCCAAAGGAGAGGCCAGGCCGUCCGGCCCUUUAACCGUGUGGGGGGGUUGCUGGUGAAGAAAGGGGGGUCGGGAAAGGGGGAAUCCUGCUCCUUUAAUUCCCUCCCCUCUUCCUCCUCCCCGAGUUCUCGCCGACGCCGCCGCGCGCGGGGCCUGGAACACACGCCACGAGCCGCCCCCGCCCCUCCCCCCUUACGCCCACGCGGAGCCGACCCCGCGCGCGCGCCCCGUGCACCCACGCGCCUGCGCGCUGCCCAGGCCCUGCCCUGUGUGGGGGCGCAGUCGGCCCCGGGGGGGGGUGGGGGAAAUAGGGGGGGAAAAAAACAGCGCGCGGAACCCGGCCAGGGUGGCCCACCCCCGCCACAAUGGCCUCUGGGGUGGAAGUCCUGCGCUUCCAGCUGCCCGGCCACGAGGCCGCUACGCUGCGGAACAUGAACCAGCUCCGCGCAGAGGAGCGGUUCUGCGACGUGACCAUUGUGGCCGACAGCCUCAAGUUCCGCGGCCACAAGGUCAUCUUGGCCGCCUGCUCGCCGUUCCUGCGGGACCAGUUCCUGCUGAAUCCCAGCUCUGAGUUGCAGGUCUCCCUGAUGCACAGUGCACGCAUAGUGGCUGACCUGCUCCUCUCUUGCUAUACGGGCGCCCUGGAAUUCGCCGUCAGGGACAUUGUUAACUACCUGACGGCCGCCUCCUACCUGCAGAUGGAGCACGUGGUGGAGAAAUGCCGGAAUGCCCUCAGCCAGUUCAUCGAGCCCAAAAUAGGCCUCAAAGAGGAUGGGGUCAGCGAUGCCAGCCUUGUGAGCAGUGUCAGUGCCACCAAAUCCCUCCUCCCUCCCGCCAGGACCCCGAAGCCAGCCCCCAAACCCCCACCCCCACCCCCUCUCCCCCCUCCACUCCUGCGGCCUGUGAAGCUGGAGUUCCCGCUGGAUGAGGACCUAGAGCUGAAGGCCGAGGAAGAGGAUGAGGAUGAGGACGAGGACGUGUCUGACAUCUGCAUCGUCAAGGUGGAAUCGGCCUUGGAGGUGGCACACCGGCUCAAACCUCCCGGAGGCCUGGGAGGAGGUCUGGGCAUCGGAGGCUCUGUGGGCAGCCACCUUGGGGAGCUGGCCCAGAGCAGCGUGCCCCCCAGCACUGUGGCUCCACCACAGGGCGUGGUGAAAGCCUGCUACAGCCUGUCCGAGGACGCGGAAGGGGAGGGCCUGCUGUUGAUCCCAGGAGGCCGGGCCAGCGUGGGGGCCACCUCAGGCCUGGUGGAGGCAGCAGCGGUGGCCAUGGCUGCCCGGGGGGCGGGGGGCAGCCUGGGGGCGGGGGGCAGUCGGGGACCCCUGCCCGGAGGCUUUUCCAGUGGCAAUCCCCUAAAGAACAUCAAGUGCACCAAGUGCCCGGAAGUGUUCCAGGGCGUGGAGAAGCUGGUCUUCCACAUGCGGGCGCAGCACUUCAUCUUCAUGUGCCCGCGCUGCGGCAAGCAGUUCAACCACAGCAGCAACCUCAACCGCCACAUGAACGUGCACCGCGGCGUCAAGUCGCACUCGUGUGGCAUCUGCGGCAAGUGCUUCACGCAGAAGUCCACGCUGCACGACCACCUCAACCUCCACUCGGGAGCGAGGCCUUAUCGCUGUUCCUACUGCGAUGUGCGCUUCGCUCACAAGCCUGCUAUUAGGCGGCACCUCAAGGAGCAGCACGGCAAGACCACGGCCGAGAACGUGCUGGAGGCCAGCGUGGCUGAGAUCAACGUCCUCAUCCGCUAGCGCUAGCGUGACAGGCGCUGGGUCCCUGGGCUGGGGGGAAGGGGGCUCCUUGGUCCAGGA
Molecule: messenger RNA, 1877 nt
Organism: Balaenoptera ricei (Rice's whale)
Lineage: Eukaryota; Metazoa; Chordata; Mammalia; Artiodactyla; Balaenopteridae
Gene: ZBTB12
Product: zinc finger and BTB domain containing 12
Exons: 2
Coding region: 438-1817 (459 amino acids)
Biological process (GO): regulation of transcription by RNA polymerase II
Molecular function (GO): RNA polymerase II cis-regulatory region sequence-specific DNA binding; DNA-binding transcription factor activity, RNA polymerase II-specific; protein binding
Source: RefSeq, a predicted model, not a curated record